Messenger RNA from Lactuca virosa, 327 nucleotides. Lineage: Eukaryota; Viridiplantae; Streptophyta; Magnoliopsida; Asterales; Asteraceae. The record is from the annotation of a GenBank genome assembly.
AUGCUUUGUUAUUAUUGUUGGUACGAUUACUUUGCGCAUGUGAACUACAAUUACGAAAAUAAUGACAUUGAUUUUGGUGCGGAUGUUCAUUGGAAGGCGAGCGUUGUAGAUGCUGUUGGGGAACCGAUUCCGACAUCGGCGGUGCUAAUGUCGACAUUGAAGCACAUCGCCGGUAGAUGCAGAGGCGAAACUCUAGCCUUCCUCAAAUGCAAGAAGUAUGAUCCCAAUCCUGAGAAAUGUCUCGACAAAGGCAGCCAAGUUACCCGUUACGUCAUGUCCCUUUGUUACAAGUGUAUCACUACAAAUUACUUGGCAAUGAAUUUCUGA